CUCAGCUUCUCUCCGCCUCACCGGAAUCACCUCCUCCAGCUUUUCGCCGGCGGACUCCGUCAUCUGUGGGCUCUGCGUCUUCGCAUUUGGCGUCGCCGGUCACCAAUCGCAUAGCUCGUUAUCUUGUAACUUGUAAAUAUGGAGGUUAAGGAAACCAAAUCUUCUUCAGGAUAUGGUAAACCUCCUUGGAUUUUUAAAGGAAGUGCCUUGUACCAGUUUCAUCUAGUGAAAGCAGAAAUUGCAAAGGCUGUCAUACCUAAAGAGUUCAAAUUAGUUGAAGCGUUUGGAUACACUCUAGGAGGUUUCUUUCUUGCAAACUACAAUGAGAGCCCAGUUGGAAGCUUCGAUGAGCUUGUUGUGAUCUCAGGAAUUGUCUGGAACCCACCAAUAUCUCAUGCAUGGGCAUCAAGGGUUUAUGUCAACAGUGAUGAGGCAUGUAGGCAUGGCAGAAAGGAAUUCGGGCUUCCAAGUCAAGUUGCCACGUUUUCAAAGAGUAUAAAGGCCAUGUCGAGUAGAUCAAAGAGGAGAAGCAAUGGUUUGAUGAGUAGUAGCAAUGUUGAUCUUGGUAAUGAAAGUAACAAGGAUAUACAAGUAGUUGAAAUCAAUUGUCCUGUGACAACUCGCCUCUUUGAUAUUGGCCUUACUUCUCCUGUUCUGAAGACGAAUCCCUUCAAGUGGAUGGGAAUGGGACCCACAAUUAAGAUUUCGCUUCCAAGCUUUAGUGGCCAUACAGAACAUAAACCUGAGCUUCUCAAGUACUACUGUGAGAUUGAGUGCAGGUUGAAACCAACAUCACCAGCAAGAGUUUUAGGGUUGUUGGAUGGGGAGAUGAAGGAAUCCUUAGAAAAAAGAGACGUGAGUAUAUCAAUAAUGUUUUCUAAACCAAUUUUAGCUCUCGAGUUCAAUUGCCUAAAGAUGAAAGUUGAACCUCCCGUUGUUGUUUCAAAAGGCUCUGAUCAUCCUUCACAACAUGGCUUACAAUCUUAUCACUCUUAGUAGAAUGACAUGACCAUUUCCCAUUAAUCAUUCAUGUUCCUAAUUUUCGAAUGGAAAAAAUAAAAUAAAACUAACCACUCUCUCUUCUAUGUCCCAUAAAAGAUUAUCAUCAUAACUUACAAUGGAACUCUAUUCUUUUUGUACUGAUUAUUGUAUUCAUAUAUUUUACCCGUAAGUGUGUAUCUUAUUGUUGAAAAAUCUAGUACCACUGUUUCAAA
Messenger RNA from Lactuca sativa (garden lettuce), 1214 nucleotides. The record is from RefSeq and is a predicted model, not a curated record. Lineage: Eukaryota; Viridiplantae; Streptophyta; Magnoliopsida; Asterales; Asteraceae.